CACGGGGCGGGGCGGGGCGGGGCGGCGCAGCGCGGGUACCGGGAGCCCCGAGCGCGGCGGGAGCACCGCGCCGCGCAGCCCGAUGGCCAAGCAGCCCCCCGAGGCGAAGGCGCAACGCGGCCGCCAGGCUGGGCGGCUGCCCCCGGCCGAGGGGCCGGGCCCGGCGGCGCAGCUGAGGCCCGGAGCCCCCGCCGCCCUGCCCGGCCUCCCCGCCGCAGCCGCCUCCUCCUCCUCCUCCUCGUCCUUCUCCUCGCCGUCGUCGUCGGCCGCCGCCCGGCCCGUCUCGCCCGGCAGCUCGCCGCGGGCGCCCCCGCCGCCCGCCAGCCCCGGCCCGUUCGCCACCCGCUCGCCGCUCUUCAUCUUCGUGCGGAGGUCGCCGCUGCUGUCGCGCUCCUCCAGCGGCUACUUCUCCUUCGAGGCCGAGCGCAGCCCCGCGCCCAUGAGCUGCGACAAGGCUACGCAGACCCCCAGCCCGCCCUGCCAGGCCGUCAGCCACUACCUGAGCGCCAUGGCUUCCAGGUGGCGGUCUCACUCGCUAGCAGAAGAAAUACAACCAGAAAUAUGGAUUGCACAGGAGCUGCGGCGCAUUGGAGAUGAAUUCAAUGCCUCCUAUUGUCCAAGAAGGUCCAUCUACUCUUCCUUUUCCUCAUCUGUGGGAAGAAGAGUCAGAAGUAGAGGCACUGGUGACGACAUGCUGACUACCCGGAUCUUUAUCCAUCCUCCCCAGCUCGGUUUCUUGGAUAACCACGUGGGAAACCCCCAGGUCAUUAUUCUGCGCCUCCUGCAUUAUAUCAUCCGCCUCAUCUGGAGGAUGCAGUGACGCCAUGCGACGUGGGGCGCUGGGACUUGAUGACUUUUUCCAAAAAAACGAUGAAGAAGAGCUGGCGCCAGAGCCUGGCACUUCAAAGCCGCCCUCCCCGCCGGGAUGCACGAUGGCUGGAUGAGGGUGAAUUUCCCCCACGGACCUGCCGGGACUCCCCAUAGCCGGAUUUUAUCUGAGAGUGGUGUUUACUAUGUUUCUCUCAUUUUUUUUUUUUUUUUAAAUCUCUCUUUUUUAAAAAGGACUUAGAAAAUACUCAAUGAUGAUCGACUCCUGUUUCGUCAUCGCUUCUGGGAACUUGUCGACUCAUCUUGGAUAUUCCCAAAAAAACAGCAGAGCCAGCUGAUUUGCAGAGCUGCCUUAGUUUGUGCCGCAGCCACUGCGCUGCCGCCUCCUCCUGGCUGCCAAAGAGAGUGAGGAGGGAAGAAGGGCAGAGGGAUUUCAAUCAGCACUUCUCUUACCUGUAAAUACCUAAUGCUACCCUAAAUCCAACUUCAUUUGCAUCGUGCAAAUAGCCUAUUUCCUGCUGACUGUUUUUUUUUUUUAUAUAUAUAUAUAUAUAUAAUUUUUUUAAAAUUCUGAAUUUCAAGACUUAGCUGUCAGAUUCCCAGGGUCCAAGAUAUCACAACCAACCAAACAAAGAACAGUCCACCAGGUUGCCUUUUUUUAGAAAUUCUUUCUAUAAGAUGUGUGAAAAUGCUUCUGUAUUGUAUAUUAUAAUAUAUAACGGUGACUGAGUAAUUCAGCAAUAAAACAUUCUUGGAGGCAGGUUAAAACAGUUC
Messenger RNA from Oxyura jamaicensis (ruddy duck), 1602 nucleotides. It is a transcript of the gene BCL2L11, whose product is annotated as BCL2 like 11. The record is from RefSeq and is a predicted model, not a curated record. The transcript has 5 exons. The coding region runs from base 83 to 820 and encodes 245 amino acids. Gene Ontology annotation, biological process: meiosis I. Lineage: Eukaryota; Metazoa; Chordata; Aves; Anseriformes; Anatidae.